AUGUCGGGACUGUCAGAUCCUGGGUCGAGUAACUACGACUCGGCCACAAUGCAUGUGGGUGAUGGAACAUGGGACUCGCAGCGCAACACUUUUCUGCUGCCCAACUUGCAAAGCCCAAACUUUGAAACCAUGCGAUUGAAUGGCAUGGGCAAUCGUUUCCGCAGCAUGGUCGGCUACAAGGCUCUCAUCACAGCUCACGGCGUCUUAGCAGCCAUUGCCUUCCUAUUCGUAAUACCAGCAGCCAUCUUCAUGGCUCGCUUCUAUCACCGGAAUCCACGAACCGCAUUACGAGUCCACAUCUGGUUGCAAGUACUGGCAGUCCUUCUCUCGACUGCUGCCAUCGUUUGCAGCUUCCAGGCUGUUGGCCUCGAGAGGUCCCUGUCCAACCCACAUCAUGGCAUUGGUGUCGCACUAUAUACUCUUGUCAUGGUGCAAGCUCUUGGUGGUUCUGUCAUCCAUAGACUAGAGAAGGGCAAGGAACGAUACAAGAUUCCUCUUAAGCUUAUGAUCCACCAAUGGUUAGGCCGUACUAUUGCACUCCUCGGCCUUGCGCAGGUUCCCCUUGGACUGACCUUGUAUGGAUCACCACUUGCCUUGUUCGUACUUUUCGCCAUUUGGACCUUCAUCCUAGUAGUCCUCUACUUCGUCCUUUCGUACCGGACUCAACCAGAGAUGGACUUUGAUGAUCGUAGCACCUACGUGACCGAUAUGACAUACAGCACCAGGAGAAGUCGGCGGACUAGUAGAGGACCUGGCGUUGGGAAGCUUGCAGCAGCUGGAGCAGCCGGUGCAGGAUUAGCUGCCCUGGGGUCAAGAAGAUCUCGAAGUCGCACCCGUAGCCGACGUGGUGGCACAGUUAUCAGUUCAAGGCCUGGCUCUCAGUCUCGGCGUGAUUCUCGUUCCCGUGUCGCCGACUCUGAGUUCACAGAAUCCUAUCUGAGCGACGAAAAAUACGGCGGUGAUCGCAACAAGGGUUCCACAUGGAAAGACCGUCUUUUGGGAGCCGGAGCCGCGGCUGGAGGCAUCUUCGCCGUGAAGAAGCUGUUCAGUCGUAAGCCGAAGCAUCCUCCGACGGAGACAGGAAGCGACUUCAGCUACAGCCGCCCAAUAGAACCCUCAGAAAUCACUCAGACCGAUCUUUCCAGGCUUGAAGAAGGAAGGGCGCCUGAGUCUCCAGCAAACCGUCGGGACAACUGGCGUCGCGAUAAUCCGCAAGCGUCGGCAAUGUCUGGAAGUAAUCUGCGGAGUGGUCAUCGCCCAGCUGGAAGUGUAACGUCGAUUGACUCUUUCGAUAGUCGGACAAGCCUUAGCGAAGAGACUGAGAUGAGGCCUAGGGAUCGAUCAUACGGAUUGAAGGAAGGAGUCGCUUCGCUUGGUGUGGUUGGUUUCCUGAAGCAUUCUCUAAGCAGACGCAGUAAGAAGAAGGAAGACGACCGUGUGGAAGAGAUGAGGCAACAGGAUGAAGAAGAAGAACGUAUCGCUCGCAUGAACAGCCAACGUCGUAAGAAGUACACUGGCGAUGGAGUGCCGAGGAGAGGCAACAGACCGCCGUCCACCAUCCUGUCUGACAGCGAUAUGACCGGCAUUACACCUUCAGUAGCGCGUCCAUCCCGACCCAUGGAUUCUACCGUCACGCCCAACCCUAGUCGCCCCCCUCGCGCAGGUGUUUACAGUGUCCUGUCCGACUCUGGAUCCGAAGCUUACGACUCACCUGGAGGCCGUCACCAUAGCCGACGGCGCACCGGAGACAACCCAGUGCUACCCGCUGGUGCGGCUGCAGCAGGCACGGUAACUUCUGCCGGGUCUCCUUCUAAGAAGGAGCGCCGCGGUAGCAGAGACGACGUAGCAUCCCCUCCUGUAUCUGUGAAAGUUAAGAUGCACAAUGACGGUCGACAUGUGACCCUACGACGACUGAACGAAGAAGAAGCUGCGGCAGAACGAGAGGCACGGAGAAGAGACCGUCAACGGAAGAAUCGCGCUGGUAGUGUCAGUUCAAUGAGUGGCGUUGGAGGAGACCGCUGGCGCAGGACCGAAGCUAUGGAAGCAGCGCAGGCACAAGAGAUGGCACAGCAAUCCGGAAUACCUCCACCAAUGCCGAUGCCUAGUUCAAGCACCUUACGCAUGCCCGAGGCCAACAUUCCUCCUCCUCCACCAGGACCACCACCAAUGUUCGGCAACAACCAAAACCUGGCUCCAGACCAUGGCAACCUCCCACCUCCUCCGCCAAUCCCAGCAGCGGACACUGUCUUGAGCAGUCCCGUCUAUGGCACAGAAACGGACCUUAGUAACUACGAUUCCAACAGGCGUAGGCGGAGAGCAGAGCGUGCCCAAGCUAAGCAAGCUAGGUUGGGAGGAAGUCGCGUCGAGUUCUCGUAA
This is a messenger RNA of Alternaria atra, 2376 nucleotides long. RefSeq lists its product as uncharacterized. Gene Ontology annotation, molecular function: transmembrane monodehydroascorbate reductase activity. Lineage: Eukaryota; Fungi; Ascomycota; Dothideomycetes; Pleosporales; Pleosporaceae. The transcript is spliced from 3 exons. The record is from RefSeq and is a predicted model, not a curated record. Bases 1 to 2376 code for a protein of 791 amino acids.